CCUCGGGGUGACCUUCUGACUGAUCCCCACAGCUACCACCUGGUCGGGAUCAGCUUCUUUAUCUUGGGACUGGGCACCCUCCUUCCCUGGAACUUCUUCAUCACAGCCAUCCCGUACUUCCAGGGGCGGCUGGCAGAGAGCAACUGCACAGCUGGGACCCUGAGCACCAACCACACAGGCCCUGCGGACACCUUCAACUUCAACAACUGGGUGACGCUGCUGUCCCAGCUGCCACUGCUGCUCUUCACCCUCCUCAACUCCUUCCUGUACCAGUGCAUCCCUGAGGUGGUGCGGAUCCUGGGCAGCCUGCUGGCCAUGCUGCUGCUCUUUGCCUUGACGGCAGCGUUGGUCAAAGUGAACAUGAGCCCCGGGCCCUUCUUCUCCAUCACCAUGGCCUCCGUCUGGUUCAUCAACUCCUUCUGUGCAGUCCUGCAGGGCAGCCUCUUUGGGCAAUUGGGCACUAUGCCCUCCACCUACAGCACCCUCUUCCUCAGCGGCCAGGGCCUGGCUGGGAUCUUCGCUGCCAUCGCCAUGCUCAUGUCCAUGGCCAGUGGUGUAGAUGCCCAGACUUCUGCCCUGGGGUAUUUCAUCACGCCCUGUGUGGGCAUCCUCAUGUCCAUCGUAUGUUACCUGAGCCUGCCCCACCUGAAAUUUGCCCGCUACUACCUGGCCAAGAAACCAUCACGGGCCCAAGCUCAGGAACUGGAGACCAAAGCCGAGCUUCUCCAGGCUGAUGAGAAGAACGGAAUUGCUAACAGCCCCCAGAAGGCAGUCUUGACUCUGGAUCUUGACCCUGAGAAGGAGCCGGAGCCAGAGGACCCCCAGAAACCAGAAAAACCUUCGGUCUUUGUUGUCUUCCGGAAGAUCUGGCUGACGGCGCUGUGCCUUGUGUUGGUCUUCACAGUCACCCUGUCCGUCUUCCCUGCCAUCACAGCCAUGGUGACCAGUUCCACCAGCCCCGGGAGGUGGAGUCGGUUCUUCAAUCCCAUUUGCUGCUUCCUUCUCUUCAACGUCAUGGAUUGGCUGGGACGAAGUCUAACCUCUUAUUUCCUGUGGCCAGACGAAGACAGCCGGCUGCUGCCCCUACUGGUCUGCCUGCGCUUCCUGUUUGUGCCACUCUUCAUGCUCUGCCACGUGCCCGAGAGGUCCCGGCUGCCCAUCCUGUUCCCGCAGGACGCCUACUUCAUCACUUUCAUGCUGCUCUUUGCUGUUUCUAAUGGCUACCUGGUGUCCCUCACCAUGUGCCUGGCGCCCAGGCAGGUGCUGCCUCAAGAGAGGGAGGUGGCUGGCGCCCUCAUGACCUUCUUCCUGGCCCUGGGACUCUCCUGCGGAGCCUCCCUCUCCUUCCUCUUCAAGGCGCUGCUCUGAAGUGGCCCAGCCAGGGCUCUCCCCGCAGUCUUCUCCGUGCCCCCUUCUGGAGUGGAGAUGCAGCCAAGGGAGCGGUCGCCGGGCUCAGGCCUCUGCUGGGCCAGGAGCCCUUGGUCUGGUAGGGCCUGGAGUGGGCAGGAGCUGCUCUCCACAUCUGAUCAGUGACUACGUGGGGUGCUGCAAGGAAGACUUCUCCACCGGUCGUUCUAACCCUUACCCAGGAGUGGAACUACAGAGGGACAGACAGUUCUCCAGGAAGCAUAAGACCUCAUUGAAAGGGCAGUGAUCAGGGAAGAGGGCGCAGGCCAUGGCCCUUCCCCACCAUCAGGACUGCAUUCGGUUAUUCAUAAGGAACUUGCUAAUUACCAGGGAACAGAGGCUACCAAUGGGGCAUUGCCAGGAGUGGGGCUGCCCAACCCCUGCCCCCGGUUCAGAGUGGGAGGUGGGGCCAGCCCAAGACAGGAGCCUUCCAUCCCCUCCAGGCCUCAGCAACCCCAUGGUCAUGUCUCUCCAACUCCAGGGCAAAGGGUGGAAAGGAGGGACAGGUGUUGAGGAAGUGGGGGUGCUCAAAGGACUGGCUAAGGGCCUUUACCAGUGUUUUCAUUGCCAACGCUUACUGUCCCACUUCCCAGAGUCCAGCAGGGCCUGGAUCCCGGAACUGUAAGUUGCCUUUGUGUGUGCAUUGCACUUUACAGUCUGCAAAGCUCUUGUACACCCACUCUCACUGAAGCAUCUUUGAGGCCUUGGAAGAAGCUAGGCAGGGAUUGUACUUCCCCCGUUGUAUAGGGGAAGACACUGAGUCCCAGGAGGAACGAUUAGCCCAAGCUAGGGCCAGGACCCAACCCCCAUCUCCCUCCUCCGAGUAGGUGCUGUUCUUCCUGCCCACCACCUGCUUCUCUUGUUCUCAAGGGAUUCAGCAGAAGCCCUAAGCACUUUCUCCACCUUCUUCCUCAGUUCCUCUUUCCAGCCCUGCUCCUGAGUCUAAUAACAACCCAUUCAUUUGUAUGAUGCAUU
Messenger RNA from Tupaia belangeri chinensis (Chinese tree shrew), 2382 nucleotides. RefSeq names its product solute carrier family 29 member 2 (gene SLC29A2). Gene Ontology annotation, biological process: adenine transport; guanine transport; thymine transport. The annotation marks the transcript as partial. Lineage: Eukaryota; Metazoa; Chordata; Mammalia; Scandentia; Tupaiidae. The record is from RefSeq and is a predicted model, not a curated record. The transcript has 11 exons. Gene Ontology annotation, molecular function: nucleoside transmembrane transporter activity. Gene Ontology annotation, cellular component: plasma membrane; basolateral plasma membrane.